GGUUUUACACUUACCCAGAAAAUAUGGUUCGCGCAUGGUACAUGGACGACAGUAAUAUUGAUCAAAGAUUGGAACAUCGCAAGGAAUCAUCGGAACUUUUGUCAAUGGCGGAUUUAUAUGCAAUUAGUGGUGUCGAAUAUUUUAAGAUAAAUCACGAGCAUUACUUAAGUGAUCCAACACUAACAGAAUUGAAAAAAAAGCGUGGAUAUACUUAUGAAGAUGAAAUAACAUGCUCCAAAGAAUGUUUAGCUAAUUACGAAGAAAAGUUAAAGAAUUUUUUUACUGAACAUCUUCAUAACGAAGAAGAAAUACGUUUGGUUCUGGAUGGAUCUGGUUAUUUUGAUGUGAGAGAUAAAGAUGAUCAAUGGAUUCGUAUUGAAGUCAAGCCAGGAGAUAUGAUUAUUAUUCCCAGUGGUAUAUAUCAUAGAUUUACUUUAGAUACUAAAGAUUAUAUACAAGCUAAAAGAUAUUUUAUAGGAAAACCUGUAUGGACACCUUAUAAUAGACCAGCUGAUAAUAUGAGUUGUCGUCAACAGUAUCUUGAACAAUUAAAAAACGGUUUCAAACCCAAAUAAAAAAUUCAUAACAUUAUAAUAUGCAAGUUAAUCAUGCAUUCCAAAAAAACAGAUUUGCUAAUAAUUUUUAAUUUUUUCAUAUUUUAAUUGUCUGAAAUAAAAAUUUU
Molecule: messenger RNA, 682 nt
Organism: Vespula pensylvanica (western yellowjacket)
Lineage: Eukaryota; Metazoa; Arthropoda; Insecta; Hymenoptera; Vespidae
Gene: Adi1
Product: 1,2-dihydroxy-3-keto-5-methylthiopentene dioxygenase
Exons: 4
Coding region: 24-575 (183 amino acids)
Molecular function (GO): acireductone dioxygenase [iron(II)-requiring] activity
Source: RefSeq, a predicted model, not a curated record